GGAGCUCCAGCAGCCGAACUCCUCACGGAUAGCUUCACAUGUUCACUAGACUAGACUCAACCCCCCUGCUCGCCAACGCAGGACCGCGCCAUGCAUCAACCAUCCUACCCCGAAUCCUUCAAUGAUGCCACCAUCAAACAGUGGAUCCAGGACUACUACACCGCCGUCGACGUCGACGGGGCCGUCGAGACCAUCGCCGACUUUUUCACCCCGGAUGCGGUCGUGCAGAUGGGGGAGCAUGGUGUAUCGGACCGACCAGGCUUGAUCCAACUGUUCACAUCCACCUGGGAUUACGUCGCUAGUCGCAGCCACCACGUCGUUUCGAUCGAUCCGCUGGGCAACAACACCUUUCUGGCGCGAGGCGCCGUCACUUACAACCUCAAGGACGGGCGCAGUGUCACGCCGGAGUGGUGCGGCAUCAUGAAGCUGGUCCAACAGGCGGGCGAGUGGAAGAUGUCAUAUUACAAGGUGUAUUUUGCGGCGUUUCCGGCGUUCUGAGAGGAGAGCCUAGAGCCUAUACAUGCCUACCAUCUUAUCAUUUAAUUCAUCCCUUGCGGGAGGUGGAUUGCGAGUGCGCAUUGCGGAAUGUUGACUACCCCGCAUGAGUCAACCGAAUAACUACCGGUCGGAACCAGUUCUUCUGUAGUCCUGGCACAUGAAUUAUACACGAAUUUCCAUAUCAGGUGAACUACCAGCAAAUAAUGAAAUCUACCUUA
This is a messenger RNA of Aspergillus fijiensis CBS 313.89, 716 nucleotides long. RefSeq lists its product as uncharacterized. The record is from RefSeq and is a predicted model, not a curated record. The transcript is spliced from 2 exons. The coding region runs from base 91 to 498 and encodes 135 amino acids. Lineage: Eukaryota; Fungi; Ascomycota; Eurotiomycetes; Eurotiales; Aspergillaceae.